Molecule: messenger RNA, 4228 nt
Organism: Peromyscus californicus insignis
Lineage: Eukaryota; Metazoa; Chordata; Mammalia; Rodentia; Cricetidae
Product: interleukin-13 receptor subunit alpha-2-like
Exons: 23
Coding region: 2979-4136 (385 amino acids)
Biological process (GO): cytokine-mediated signaling pathway
Cellular component (GO): external side of plasma membrane; membrane
Molecular function (GO): cytokine receptor activity; protein binding
Source: RefSeq, a predicted model, not a curated record
UCAGAGGGACAGGAAUUUCCUUCUUCCUUUCCUACUUCCCCCUCAACCAAGAGUUGGGAGAGUGGGAAGAAGGCGCCAAGUGCACGCUGCUGGCGCUUGCAGCCCCCAGAGGCCUGAGAUCCGACCACAGGACGGCCCUGCCUGGACCACGGACCUGGUCGGCCUGCCUGUUGAGGCGAGGUUGUGGAUGUCCCCGGACCCUAGUGGUCCCUGCUUCGGAUGAUGUAGGGCAACAUCCACCUGAACGCACAUCACUACCAAGGCCAAGGUUUUGGAAGGAAGCCCUUCUCCUCUCCCAUCUCAAUAUUAGACCAUGGGACCAUGGGCCACGGGGCUCAGGCCGCCGACCCUGGAGCCCUGACCAGUGAACACAGUUGCCUGUCCUUUACCCUUGUGUCCAUCCAGGAGCGGCCUUCUGCCAGCUUCUGUGUUGCCCGUCCUUGGUCCACUUGAAUCUCUUGAGAGAGCUGAGUCCUGUGUGUGCCUAGGCCCUGCCACAGGGACCUGGUCGGCCUGCCUGUUGAGGCGAGGUUGUGGAUGUCCCCGGACCCUCGUGGUCCCUGCUUCGGAUGAUGUAGGGCAGCAUCCACCUGAACGCACAUCACUACCAAGGCCAAGGUUUUGGAAGGAAGCCCUUCUCCUCUCCCAUCUCAAUAUUAGACCAUGGGACCAUGGGCCACGGGGCUCAGGCCGCCGACCCUGGAGCCCUGACCAGUGAACACAGUUGCCUGUCCUUUACCCUUGUGUCCAUCCAGGAGCGGCCUUCUGCCAGGGACCUGGUCGGCCUGCCUGUUGAGGCGAGGUUGUGGAUGUCCCCGGACCCUCGUGGUCCCUGCUUCGGAUGAUGUAGGGCAGCAUCCACCUGAACGCACAUCACUACCAAGGCCAAGGUUUUGGAAGGAAGCCCUUCUCCUCUCCCAUCUCAAUAUUAGACCAUGGGACCAUGGGCCACGGGGCUCAGGCCGCCGACCCUGGAGCCCUGACCAGUGAACACAGUUGCCUGUCCUUUACCCUUGUGUCCAUCCAGGAGCGGCCUUCUGCCAGGGACCUGGUCGGCCUGCCUGUUGAGGCGAGGUUGUGGAUGUCCCCGGACCCUCGUGGUCCCUGCUUCGGAUGAUGUAGGGCAGCAUCCACCUGAACGCACAUCACUACCAAGGCCAAGGUUUUGGAAGGAAGCCCUUCUCCUCUCCCAUCUCAAUAUUAGACCAUGGGACCAUGGGCCACGGGGCUCAGGCCGCCGACCCUGGAGCCCUGACCAGUGAACACAGUUGCCUGUCCUUUACCCUUGUGUCCAUCCAGGAGCGGCCUUCUGCCAGGGACCUGGUCGGCCUGCCUGUUGAGGCGAGGUUGUGGAUGUCCCCGGACCCUCGUGGUCCCUGCUUCGGAUGAUGUAGGGCAGCAUCCACCUGAACGCACAUCACUACCAAGGCCAAGGUUUUGGAAGGAAGCCCUUCUCCUCUCCCAUCUCAAUAUUAGACCAUGGGACCAUGGGCCACGGGGCUCAGGCCGCCGACCCUGGAGCCCUGACCAGUGAACACAGCUGCCUGUCCUUUACCCUUGUGUCCAUCCAGGAGCGGCCUUCUGCCAGGGACCUGGUCGGCCUGCCUGUUGAGGCGAGGUUGUGGAUGUCCCCGGACCCUAGUGGUCCCUGCUUCGGAUGAUGUAGGGCAGCAUCCACCUGAACGCACAUCACUACCAAGGCCAAGGUUUUGGAAGGAAGCCCUUCUCCUCUCCCAUCUCAAUAUUAGACCAUGGGACCAUGGGCCACGGGGCUCAGGCCACCGACCCUGGAGCCCUGACCAGUGAACACAGCUGCCUGUCCUUUACUCUUGUGUCCAUCCAGGAGCGGCCUUCUGCCAGGGACCUGGUCGGCCUGCCUGUUGAGGCGAGGUUGUGGAUGUCCCCGGACCCUAGUGGUCCCUGCUUCGGAUGAUGUAGGGCAGCAUCCACCUGAACGCACAUCACUACCAAGGCCAAGGUUUUGGAAGGAAGCCCUUCUCCUCUCCCAUCUCAAUAUUAGACCAUGGGACCAUGGGCCACGGGGCUCAGGCCGCCGACCCUGGAGCCCUGACCAGUGAACACAGCUGCCUGUCCUUUACCCUUGUGUCCAUCCAGGAGCGGCCUUCUGCCAGGGACCUGGACGGCCUGCCUUUUGAGGCGAGGUUGUGGAUGUCUCCGUACCCUAGUGGUCCCUGCUUCGGAUGAUGUUGGGCAGCAUCCACCUGAAUGCAUUUCAGCACGGACGCCAAGGUUUUGGAAGGAAGCCCUUCUCUUCUCCCAUCUCAAUAUUAGACCAUGGGACCAUGGGCCACGGGACUCAGGCCGCAACCCUGGAGCCCUGACCGGUGAACACAGCUGCCUGUCCUUUACCCUUGUGUCCAUCCAGGAGCGGCCUUCUGCCAGGUUCUAUGUUGCCCGUCCUUGGUCCACUUGAAUCUCUUGAGAGAACUGAGUCCUGUGUGUGCCUAGGCCCUGCCACAGGGACCUGGUCGGCCUGCCUGUUGAGGCGAGGUUGUGGAUGUCCCCGGACCCUAGUGCUCCCUGCUUCGGAUGAUGUAGGGCAGCAUCCACCUGAACGCACAUCACUACCAAGGCCAAGGUUUUGGAAGGAAGCCCUUCUCCUCUCCCAUCUCAAUAUUAGACCAUGGGACCAUGGGCCACGGGGCUCAGGCCACCGACCCUGGAGCCCUGACCAGUGAACACAGCUGCCUGUCCUUUACCCUUGUGUCCAUCCAUGAGCGGCCUUCUGCCAGAAAACAUACAUGGAAGAAAACAAAUGAAAUUUCAGACUGCGUCCAGAAAAUAGAGAUAUUCAAUAUUGUGGAGUAAUAAUUUCACACAUGAGAGAAAUCCUCCCUUUCUGACGUAUGUGGUAAUUUUGAUGGAAAGGAUCUUUGUUUCAAAGACUGAAUUUCCUGGACACAAGUCUUGCUCUCUCCUAAGUGAGUGGAGCCUUCAUCACACUAAAUCCUGGAGAAAUGGCUUUUGUGGGUGUGGAUACCAGAUGCCUGGGUCUCUUUCUUCUUUGCACAAUAAUUGGACAUUCUUUGGAGAUAAAAGUUAAUCCUCCUCAGGAUUUUGAAAUAAUGGAUCCCGGAUUACUAGGUUAUCUCUAUUUGCAAUGGAAACCUCCUGUGCUUAUGGAAAACUUUAAGGAAUGCACAUUGGAAUAUGAGUUAAAAUACCGAUAUGUUGACAGUGACGAUUGGAAGACCAUCAUUACUAGGAAUCUAAUUUACAAGGAUGGGUUUGAUCUUAACAAAGGCAUCGAAGGAAAGAUACGUACGCAUUUGUCAGCGCAGUGUACAAAUGGAUCAGAAGUUCAAAGUUCAUGGAUGGAAGCUUCCUAUGGGAUAUCAGAUGCAGGAAGCCUGGAAACUAAAAUUCAGGAUAUGAAGUGUAUAUAUUAUAACUGGCAGUAUUUGGUUUGCUCUUGGAAGCCUGGCAAGGUAGCACAUUCUGAUACCAACUAUACUAUGUUUUUCUGGUAUGAGGGCUUGGAUCAUGCCUCGCAGUGUUCCAAUUAUCUCCAAGAUAAUGAAAAAAAUGUUGGAUGCAAACUUUCCAACUUGGAGUCAUUAGACUAUAAAGACGUUUUUAUCUGUGUUAAUGGAUCCUCAAACAUGGAACCUAUCAGAUCCAGCUAUACCGUUUUUCAACUUCAAAAUAUAGUUAAACCGUUGCCACCAGAAUUCCUUUAUAUCAGCGUGGAGAAUCCCACUGAGAUGAGAAUGAAAUGGAGCACACCUGGAGGGCCCAUUCCACCGAGGUGUUACACUUACGAACUGGUGGUCCGAGAAGACGGGAUUUCCCGGGAGUCUGCUACAGAUAAAAAUGACAUGAAAUUGAAAAAGAGAGGAAAUGAUAACGAAGAACUGUGCUUUUUUGUAAGAAGCAAAGUCAAUAUAUAUUGCGCAGAUGAUGGAAUUUGGAGUGAAUGGAGUGAAGAGGAAUGCUGGGAAGGUUUCUCGGGGCCAGACUCAAAGAUUGUUUUUAUAGUACCAAUUUGUCUUUUCUUUGUAUUCCUUUUAUUACUUCUUUGCCUGAUUGUGGAGAAGGAAGAACCUGAACCACCAUUGAGCUUGCAUAUGGAUCUGUACAAGGAAGCUUAUUCUUAUGAAGAGACCCUCUGUUAAGCUACACUUUUCCAGGCAUAGAGCCACCCGGAAUGAGCCAUAUUAAACUCAUUUUCUCUUCAAAUUUCAAAUACAACUUAUUGCAAAACAGU